Sinocyclocheilus rhinocerous is the source of this 1117-nucleotide messenger RNA. RefSeq names its product deoxynucleoside triphosphate triphosphohydrolase SAMHD1-like. Gene Ontology annotation, molecular function: dGTPase activity. The annotation marks the transcript as partial. The transcript has 11 exons. NCBI's taxonomy places the organism in Eukaryota, Metazoa, Chordata, Actinopteri, Cypriniformes, Cyprinidae. Gene Ontology annotation, biological process: dGTP catabolic process. The record is from RefSeq and is a predicted model, not a curated record. Gene Ontology annotation, cellular component: nucleus.
UGCUACAGCACCAUUAUAGCACACUAGCACACAAAAAAGAAGACAACAGAAAAAGAAAGAAAGAUGUCUGGCUCUUGUGACGCAACGCUGGAUGGAACUUUCAAUAAAACUGUUGAAAAUAUAAAAUCACUUUAUGCAAAAAGUGAAGACCAUACCACAGAGAAAAAACGGAAGAUCAUUGGGGAGUUGCUAAACAUCAAAGGGAAAUACUCAUUUGAGCUUUCAACUGAAGUGAAGAUCUUCAACGACCCCAUUCAUGGACACAUGGAGCUGCACCCCCUGCUGGUGAAGAUCAUUGACACUCCUCAGUUUCAGAGACUGAGACACAUCAAACAGCUGGGAACUAAAUACCUGGUGUAUCCUGGAGCCACUCAUACUCGCUUCGAACACUCUCUUGGUGUGGCACAUUUAGCAGGAUGUCUGAUCAAGAGUCUGCAAGAGAAACAGCCGGAGCUCAACAUUACCGAACAAGAUUCCCUGUGUGUUCGGAUCGCUGCUCUGUGUCAUGACAUGGGUCAUGGUCCGUUCUCUCAUUUGUUUGAUGGCAUGUUCAUCCCUGAAGUCCAGCCUGAUGACAUAUGGGAGCAUGAGAAGGCAUCUGUUGACAUGUUUCACUGCAUGAGAAAGAAGAAUGGACUGGACAAAGAGAUGAAGGACUAUGGAUUGAAUCUAGAUGAAGACAUCACAUUUAUUGAGGAAUUGAUUUUGAAAGGACAAAAGGAUGAACCGUGGUCAAUGAAGGGCAGGACCGAAGACAAAUCCUUCCUGUAUGAGAUUGUGGCAAAUAAAGUGAACGGCAUUGAUGUGGACAAAUGGGACUAUUUGGCUCGAGACUGCCAUUAUCUUGGCAUUCCAUGUGGUUUUGACCAUCAGCGUCUGCUGAAAUCUGCUCGAGUGUGUGAGGUGGAUAAAAGAAAACAAAUCUGCUUCAGAGACAAGGUGGCUGAUAAUGUUUAUGGCAUGUUUCACACCAGAUACACCCUUCAUCGUCAGGCUCUUCAGCACAAGAUCGGCUACAUCAUUGAUGUCAAGAUCAAGGAAGCCCUUGUGCUAGCUGAUGGCAAGCUGAUGAUCUCAAAAGCCAAAGAUAACAUGCUGCAAUACACCGAACUCACAG